AGCAUGUCGGUGGCGGGGCUAAAGAAGCAGUUCUACAAGGCGAGCCAGCUGGUCAGUGAGAAAGUCGGUGGAGCCGAGGGGACCAAACUUGACGAUGACUUCAAAGAAAUGGAAAAGAAAGUGGACGUCACCAGCAAGGCCGUGAUAGAGGUGCUGGCCAGAACCAUUGAGUACCUCCAGCCUAACCCAGCAUCUCGAGCCAAGCUGACUAUGCUCAACACGGUGUCCAAGAUCCGCGGCCAGGUGAAAAACCCCGGCUACCCCCAGUCAGAGGGCCUGCUGGGCGAGUGCAUGACCCGCCAUGGCAAGGAGCUGGGCGGCGAGUCCAACUUUGGCGAUGCCCUGCUGGAUGCAGGAGAGUCCAUGAAGCGCCUGGCCGAGGUGAAGGACUCUCUGGAUAUCGAGGUCAAGCAGAACUUCAUCGACCCCCUUCAGAACCUGUGUGACAAGGACCUGAAGGAGAUCCAGCACCACCUGAAGAAGCUGGAGGGCCGGCGCCUCGACUUCGACUACAAGAAGAAGCGGCAGGGCAGGAUUCCCGAUGAGGAGCUGCGCCAGGCCCUGGAGAAGUUCGAGGAGUCUAAGGAGGUGGCUGAGACCAGCAUGCACAACCUCCUGGAGACCGACAUCGAACAGGUGAGUCAGCUGUCAGCGCUGGUGGACGCACAGUUGGACUAUCACAGGCAAGCCGUGCAGAUCCUAGACGAGCUGGCCGACAAGCUCAAGCGGAGGAUGCGUGAGGCCUCUUCCCGGCCCAAGCGAGAGUACAAGCCCAAGCCCCGGGAACCCUAUGACCUUGGCGAGUCAGAGCAGUCCAACGGGGGCUUCCCCUGCGCUACAGCCCCCAAGAUCACAGCGUCUUCAUCCUUCCGAUCUUCUGACAAGCCCAUCCGGACCCCCAGCAGAAUUAUGCCGCCCCUGGACCAGCCAAGCUGCAAGGCCCUGUACGACUUUGAGCCUGAGAAUGAUGGCGAGCUGGGCUUCCGUGAGGGCGACGUCAUCACGCUCACCAACCAGAUCGAUGAGAACUGGUACGAGGGCAUGCUCAACGGCCAGUCAGGCUUCUUCCCACUCAGCUAUGUGGAGGUGCUGGUGCCGCUGCCACAGUGA
Chrysochloris asiatica (Cape golden mole) is the source of this 1110-nucleotide messenger RNA. It is a transcript of the gene SH3GL1, whose product is annotated as SH3-domain GRB2-like 1. Gene Ontology annotation, biological process: synaptic vesicle uncoating. Gene Ontology annotation, molecular function: protein binding. Gene Ontology annotation, cellular component: presynapse; glutamatergic synapse; cytoplasm. Bases 4 to 1110 code for a protein of 368 amino acids. The record is from RefSeq and is a predicted model, not a curated record. The transcript has 10 exons. NCBI's taxonomy places the organism in Eukaryota, Metazoa, Chordata, Mammalia, Afrosoricida, Chrysochloridae.